Messenger RNA from Lindgomyces ingoldianus, 2376 nucleotides. RefSeq names its product FabD/lysophospholipase-like protein. The coding region runs from base 335 to 2161 and encodes 608 amino acids. NCBI's taxonomy places the organism in Eukaryota, Fungi, Ascomycota, Dothideomycetes, Pleosporales, Lindgomycetaceae. The transcript is spliced from 3 exons. The record is from RefSeq and is a predicted model, not a curated record. Gene Ontology annotation, biological process: arachidonate metabolic process. Gene Ontology annotation, cellular component: membrane.
CUUCACUCCCUGAUUCUCUCCUGAUCUGUAUUUGCGACCCAUACGACGGUUCUAGGCGCAUUGUUAAUCAUCUCAGUCAGCCUCGCCGAACUCGACAAGCCACACCUCACUGCUGAGUAGUUCCCCACUGGCACUCCAACCUGCGAGCGUUACGCAACCACUCAUCUGCCUUAAGAGUCGCUGAGAGAAAUCCAUUCAACAGCAGUCGGCGGUCAGGAACUGAGUUUCGCACGCGCGCAUUUUUCGAGCAUCUGAUCUUGCCUCACGAGGCAGCUGUUACUCCAGCAGCUCAACAUUUCCACGUCUUAGCCGCCCCGCUACGCCUUCAUACUCGAUGGCAAACAACAACGGCAUCCGGCGGAAGGACACCACCAAGGGGCCGCCCUUGCGCAUUCUCUCACUAGAUGGCGGGGGAGUCCGCGGCUACUCGAUGCUCAUCAUACUCCAAGAGCUCAUGCACAGAACGUUUGUCGAAGUGGAAGGCAGGGCGCCGAAACGACACGAAAUACCGAAGCCAUGCGACCACUUCGAUCUCAUUGCCGGUACGGGCACCGGAGGACUUAUCGCCAUCAUGCUAGGACGGCUGCGGCUAGAUGUCGAUACUUGCAAGGAGGUCUACGUGCGGAUGACGAAGAGGGUGUUUGAGACCGACAAGACCUUCGCCGGCAUACCUUAUCGAUCAACACUGUUCAAAGCCUCAAAGCUCGAGGAAGCAAUUAUGGAGUGUGUCCGGGAACACACCAUCUACGAAGAUGAAGGAAACGACGCCCAUGACGCAGCCUCGUCCUCCCCCGACGUCCGGUCGCCAAUAACGCCCGGAAGCACGGUAGGCAGUGUCCAAAGAAGCCCCAGUACUGCAAGCAGAUAUAGUCAGAUCGGCACGACUCCCGUAAACCUACGGAUAGCGGCCCUAAAAUGGGGCAACCCGAAUGCACAGCUUUACGAUACAAGGGAAAAUCGUACGAAGACAGCUGUCACUGCUGUUUAUAAGGGCACAAAGAAAGCCGGCACUGGCCAAAUUCUCCUUCGCUCAUAUGACUCCCGCAAGGAGACUGCCGUCGAACCCAACUCGACAAUCUGGCAGGCCGGCCGUGCAACAUGCGCGACUGCCCUCGCCUUCAAGCCCAUUCAAAUUGGUCAGUCCGUCUUUCUUGACGAAGGCGCGGGGAAAUACAACCCCGCCCCUCAAAUUCUUGACGAAGCCGUCUGCAAUGAGUGGCCUGGUCGAGAAGUUGGCGUCUUCAUUAGCAUUGGGACUGGAAAACGGCCCGAAGGUACAAACCAGCAACAGCAUCUGUGGUGGGAGUCGUAUGUGUCAAGUGGAAUGGGUGAUUUCGCGGAGGCAAGGCGCAAACUGGUUGGUAAGAUCGAGGACUGCGAAAAGAUCCACCAGUCUAUGAAGAACCACUUGGCAAAGCGGCAGGUCAACCCCGAGAAUUAUUACCGUCUGAACGUCAAUGUCGGCGUUGGAGAGUUCGGCAUGAACGAAUGGAAUCGCCUUGCGGAAAUCAGCACGAAUACGCGAAUGUACCUUGCAGAAAGCGAGGUUCAAUCGAACAACUUAGACGCAGCGGCCAAGCUUGCGAGGAUUUACCGCGCGAAACAGAGAUGGGAGCGUGCGGAGAAAAGUGGAGCUCAGUACGGUACUUCGGCGCCUUCGUCAAACGCUUGGGAACCUCUUCCUACCGUCCCAGAUGCUUCUCCCACCGCCAUUGAACUUCCGGCAGAAGAGGUGAUCCCUCAUUACUACCAACAAAAUCACUCUAAUCUCCUGGCUCCGUCCUCCUUCCAUCACCGUCCUUUAGACAACGAUAAGUACAUCAUGUCGGCAGACGAUUACCCCCAGCCUGUCUCUUCCGAGAUCCCUCCCCGCCACUCUGGAGAACUUGUCUCUCCUUACCGCCGGUCAGGCGAACAAUUUACCCAUGAGCGGGCUAGCUCGCAUAGUUCUCCGCGGUUAAGCUUUGACGAGCCGCCGCCUCGACCACCGAAAACGCCUCUUCAGGGUGAGACGAAGCCGAUGAGACUGAAUAGUCCACCCACCAUACCACCUGCGGGCUCAACACUAUCGAGGCCAUUACAGGGUGUCCUGCCCUACCCAGAUACUGAUGGGCCACCUCCUGUAGUGAAUAAGGCGAGGAAACCCGAGUUGAGGAAGUAAUGCGUUCAGUGCUCGAAUGUAACAGCUAUGAUUAGCGCACACGAAUCUCUUUCCUGUUUAGUUAAGUUUUUUGCGGUUCAUGAGGUCUGGUAUGGUCUUUCUCAUGGUGAGUUUUGGGUCUCGGGUUGGUCGGAUGUCGAUAAUACACCUGGAUGAUGGAGUAGAUCGACAUAAACACGUAGUAUUUAAGAUACCCAUUCGUCAUUUAUUGCAGC